GCCCGCAGGGGAGGCCGGCGCCGUCCGCGCUGCGGCGGGGACCGAGGCGGCGGCCGGGCAGUUAGAGGCCCGCAGCCGGGAUCGAGGCGCUGGCGCUGGCGACCGUGGAGUCGACGGGCCCGGCCUGGAGUGGAGGAAAGGCGGCUGACCCCGGUCCGUGCGCGUCCCGGGUCGGCCGUCCGGUCGCGCUGAGAAGGCGUCCGUGGCGCUGGUGUCCGCGCCCGGCCGCAUGCCGGGCCAGCCGUUGAGAGCUGUGCUAGCCAUUAUGGAGGAGCAGCUGCAGCAUUCCCAUUGUGUGAACUGUGUCAGUAGACGGUGCAUGACUAGACCAGAGCCUGGGAUUUCCUGUGAUUUGAUUGGUUGUCCAUUGGUUUGUGGUGCAGUUUUCCAUUCUUGUAAAGCUAAAGAGCAUCGACUUUUGUGUCCAUUUGAACGAGUGCCUUGCUUAAAUAGUGACUUUGGAUGUCCGUUUACCAUGGCCCGAAAUAAAGUUGCUGAACAUCUGGAAAUGUGUCCUGCAAGUGUAGUGUGCUGUACUAUGGAAUGGAAUCGAUGGCCAGUUAGUUAUGCAGACCGGAAAUCAUAUGAAAAUCUAAGCAGAGAUGUUGAUGAAGUGGCACAAUUGGAUAUGGCCUUGGCUCUUCAAGACCAAAGGAUGCUCUUAGAAUCCCUCAAAGUAGCCACCAUGAUGUCAAAAGCAACUGAUAAAGUAUCCAAACCUAGAGAACAAAUCUCAGUUAAAUCAAGUGUCCCAGAAAUACCACAUACUAAUGGUUUGGUGUCUGUUGAUGAAGAAUCUUAUGGUGCACUUUAUCAAGCUACUGUAGAAACAACCAGAAGUUUGGCUGCUGCUUUGGAUAUCCUGAAUACUGCUGCAAGAGACAUUGGCAUGUUAAAUACAAGUAUCCCAAAUGACAUGGAUGAAGAGCAAAAUGCGAGAGAAAGCUUAGAGGAUCAAAACUUGAAAGACCAAGAUCAUCUUUAUGAGGAGGAGAUAGGAGCAGUAGGUGGAAUUGACUACAAUGACACAAAUCAGAAUGCCCAGUCUGAACAAAAUGGUUCAAGUGAUUUAUUAUGUGACUUGAAUACAAGUUCUUAUGACACUUCGGCUCUUUGUAAUGGCUUUCCUUUGGAAAAUAUAUGUACCCAGGUCAUAGACCAGAAUCAGAAUUUACAUGGUGAUUCUAAACAAAGUAACUUAACAAAUGGAGACCGUGUGGCAUCAGAUGGCACUUCAAAACCUUCCAGCUCAGUUGAGGUAGCAGCACAACUUAGGGAAAUAAUACCAUCCAGUGCUUUGCCUAAUGGCACAGUUCAGCAUAUCCUCAUGCCAGAUGAUGAGGAUGAAGGUGAAUUGUGUUGGAAAAAAGUAGACUUAGGGGACUUGAAGAAUGUGGAUGUCUUAUCUUUCAGUCAUGCUCCUUCAUUCAAUUUUCUUUCUAAUUCAUGUUGGUCUAAACCAAAGGAAGAUAAAGCAGUAGAUACAUCAGAUUUGGAAGUUGCAGAAGAUCCCAUGGGCCUCCAAGGAAUAGAUCUGAUCACAGCAGCGCUGCUGUUUUGUCUAGGAGAUUCUCCAGGAGGUCGGGGUAUAUCUGAUAGCCGCAUGGCUGAUAUUUAUCACAUUGAUGUUGGGACUCAGACUUUUUCACUUCCAUCUGCAAUAUUAGCUACGAAUACAAUGGUUGGGGAGAUAGCUUCAGCUUCAGCUUGUGAUCAUGCCAAUCCACAGCUUUCAAAUCCAAGUCCAUUUCAGACACUUGGGCUGGAUUUAGUAUUGGAAUGUGUCGCUAGGUACCAACCCAAGCAGCGUUCAAUGUUUACCUUUGUGUGUGGACAGUUAUUUAGAAGGAAAGAAUUUUCUUCCCAUUUUAAGAAUGUGCAUGGUGACAUUCAUGCUGGACUCAAUGGCUGGAUGGAACAGAGGUGUCCUUUAGCUUACUAUGGUUGUACCUAUUCUCAGCGUAGAUUUUGUCCAUCAAUACAAGGAGCGAAGAUUAUACAUGAUCGCCAUUUGCGGUCAUUUGGAGUUCAGCCAUGUGUAUCUACAGUAUUAGUGGAGCCUGCUAGAAACUGUGUGUUGGGAUUACAUAAUGACCAUCUAAGUAGUCUUCCUUUUGAGGUCUUGCAGCAUAUUGCAGGCUUUCUUGAUGGCUUCAGUUUAUGCCAGCUCUCAUGUGUAUCCAAGUUAAUGAGGGAUGUGUGUGGCAGCCUGCUUCAGUCUCGUGGCAUGGUCAUACUGCAGUGGGGGAAAAGGAAGUAUCCAGAAGGAAAUUCAUCAUGGCAGAUAAAAGAAAAGGUAUGGCGAUUUAGUACUGCAUUUUGUUCUGUUAAUGAAUGGAAAUUUGCUGACAUCCUAAGCAUGGCUGACCACUUGAAGAAAUGCAGUUACAAUGUUGUCGAGAAACGGGAGGAAGCAAUCCCUUUGCCAUGUAUGUGUGUGACACGAGAACUCACUAAAGAAGGACGUUCACUACGCUCAGUUUUAAAACCUGUACUUUAAAAGUUGUAAUUUUACUUGCACAUAUAUGCAAGCACCUAGUAUAAUUUCUUUGUAAUAUGUGAAACUUUAUUAAUGUAUUAAAUAUUACAACUAGCUAAAUUUAUUGUCACUAUGUAUAUAAUGUUUUGAAGUGACAUCUAUUUUUAUAAAGUACUGUUUAGUUGGAAAAAGUUGCCUUAAUGUUUGAAAUGUGUGAAAUUUGUGGAACUUGCUGGACAGGGUGAUUUAAUUUUUAGCUGCAUAAUUUUAAGAAUUAGUAUUUUCAGUGGUGUGCAUAUUUUUGGUUCCUAAAUUUUUGCUUCUUAAACUAAAAAUAUCCUGACCAAUUUAUUCCUUGUUUUCUGUGGGUUGCAACCCAUGCAAUCAAAAAGCAAAACUUUGAUUCAGAUUUUUUACAGCAUAGGUUUUUCAUAUAAAAAUAUUCUCAAUUUCUUAAGCACUGCCAUAAGAUCAUCAUAAUGUUUUUGUUUUUUAGUGCUUCCCUAUACAAUUGUUAAUGCACAAAUGAUCUCUAAUAUAUACUUACAUAUGUAAAAUCGUAAAGUUUGAUAAUGCAGUUUAUCAUGUUUUAAAAAUAAUCCACAAAGAUGUUUUUAAUCUCAUAUACUUACAAUUCAACACAGAGUGACCAUGUGCAGCUUUCUUUUUUUGUUAGAUGCCACAUCCAAAGACUCAUCGCAGUGUGUUAUAUGACAGGACAAUGCAAAAACAAGCAAACAAAAAGCAAGCCUGUGAAUAUACUGUAAUUUGAAACUGCUCCGGGUAUUACAUAUUUGCUGGAUAUCUAAUGUUUUAAAAGAUAAUAUACCUCAUUUUAAGUUUGAAUUGGGCAUAUUGUAUAAAUUUCAAAUAUUCAGAAUGCAAAGGGCUUAACUAUUAAAUUUUUGCCUUUUGAUGUUUAUAAACAUCACAACUGUGUUGUUUUAAGACAUUUAAAAACAUGAAAUUUGUUAUCUUUGUAAAAUGACAAUCAUGUAGAAACGUGUUUCGGUUGACAAUCUCUUUGAAACGUUUCCAAGUUAAUUUCCCAUAGGCUUCACCACCAAGGAAGGAAGAAUUGCAUCUUUGCGUAAUGGUCAAGGUAUAAUGCAAAAAUAUACCUAUUCUUGAAGUAGUUUAUUAUAGUUUUCAAAUUGAUUUAUACCAUUAUUAACCUGAUGUGGUCUGCUUAAAAAAUGAAUAUAUCAGUGUUUAGAAAUAAAUUGCAGAGGUGGGGAUAUAUACUUAAACGAUUUGUCUUUAGCAUUUGGUAGUCUGAAAUGGUGACAGAUUACUUGUUAAAAUUGUGAAAACUCUGUUGUGUCCUUUCUUCCUACAUUUGUCCCUGAGAGUGCUCUAUGAUUACUAGGUUCUUGAUUCCCAUAUAUGGCAAUCGGGCAGAGGCGUUCCUUGGGCAUUAGAGAGUUCCGAAGCUUAAGAUUUGUUUUGGUUGGGUCAAGUCCUUAGUACAGUUGAAAAAUAUAGCAUUAAAGACUAAUCAAUUGUUUUGCCUCACCAGUCAUUUUAAAUAGUAGAGUACUUAUUUCUCAGUGCUUAAAAUUUCUUUUUCAACUGUGAGAUUGAAUAAACAGUCUGUAUUUCUGUGAAAAAAAACAAAAAAAUAUACAAUACCAUAAAAUAUAACUCUACCUUUUAAAGUUUUGCCGAAGAAUAUGUCUGUGGUUAGGAUAGCACAAGCAUUAACUUUUGUUUUAUAGUUAUGCUUUUUAAAAUUCAUUGGUUUCAAAUUUAGACUUCUUAUUUCCACACUGGAUUAUGAGAUAUUUAAUAAUUUUCCACCUUAUAUUUCUUUUACACAUUUUGCUGUUCUCUUUUUUGUUACUAUUAUGCCACCAUACCAUUUUGUUAAAAUGUUUUCUUUGUGAAACAUUUGUUCAAGUUCUAAUAAAAUUAAUAUUUUCCCUUAACAUGGCUCAAUACCUUUAAAAGCUUCAUUUAAAUAAAAUUUUAAUACUUGUUUGACAAA
This is a messenger RNA of Rhinopithecus roxellana (golden snub-nosed monkey), 4466 nucleotides long. It is a transcript of the gene FBXO30, whose product is annotated as F-box protein 30. The coding region runs from base 230 to 2500 and encodes 756 amino acids. The transcript has 3 exons. Gene Ontology annotation, molecular function: zinc ion binding; ubiquitin protein ligase activity; protein binding. Lineage: Eukaryota; Metazoa; Chordata; Mammalia; Primates; Cercopithecidae. The record is from RefSeq and is a predicted model, not a curated record.